This is a messenger RNA of Amphibalanus amphitrite, 4641 nucleotides long. RefSeq names its product ATPase family AAA domain-containing protein 2-like. The transcript is spliced from 21 exons. The record is from RefSeq and is a predicted model, not a curated record. Bases 286 to 4104 code for a protein of 1272 amino acids. Gene Ontology annotation, molecular function: ATP binding; ATP hydrolysis activity; chromatin binding. Gene Ontology annotation, biological process: positive regulation of transcription by RNA polymerase II. Gene Ontology annotation, cellular component: nucleus. NCBI's taxonomy places the organism in Eukaryota, Metazoa, Arthropoda, Thecostraca, Balanomorpha, Balanidae.
GAUUUGUUGACAGUUGGUGGCUGGUGUCAUCGUAAAGACACUGGGUCAUGGGUGCCAGCUGCAUCUAGUGACAUCAUUACAAAUACAGUAUGCUCAUUUUGAAUUCCAAAAGAAAUGACAAUAUCAAAUGCAAACUAUGCCCCUGGGAUGCUAGCUUCAGAUAUUCUCACCUGGUGAGGGUGGUGAAUGAGCUGUCCACAGAGAUUAUGCUUGCUAUAUAGCUACAGUAUUUUGAAACUAGGGCAUUGAUUAUUUACUUUAAAGAGUUUCUGGAAGAAUAUUAAAAUGGUUUUGACUAGGCACUCCAGGGGCGAAGAUGACACACCACCAAAGAAAAUGAAAGAGGAGGCUGAUGGCUCGGAAGAGCCGCAGGACGGGGACGGGGCUGAGCGGCGCCCGCAGCGGCAGAUGGCGGGACCGGCGGCCCGGCGUCAGACGCGCGGUCGGCCCGGCAGCCCCACCGCUGCCGCCUCCGGCUCGGCAGAUACCCUCGGCGGCGCCAUGGGUGUCUCGUGCUCCCACAGCCGACGCUCCCUGUCGCGGUUCAGCGACUCGUGGGACGGCGAGCGGCGCGACCGUGAGCUCAAAUUCACCGGCAGCCCGUUCCGCUCGUCACGUCAUCGGGUCAUCGAGCGGCUGCCGCCCUCCCGGCGCCGCUACAACGUCGAGUUCACCGAGAUUGAAGUGCGCCGCAGCGGCCGAAAGCGCAAGAUGAUGUACGACAACUUUAGCGACACGUGGAUCACCACCCAGAUCGCGCACUCGGGGCGCCAGCAGUUGGCUGGCGACGCGCCGCCACCGCCGCCGGCCAGGCCCAGGUCUGAGCCGUCGCCACCCACUCCUCCAGAUGAUGGGGAGGCUGAGCGGCGGGCAGAGCCCUCCAGCCGGCGGCGAGUGCUGCUGCCGCCCCUGCCAGAGGAUGACGGCAUGGACAUGUACUCCCGCGUGAAGCGCAUCCACCGUCCGGCGCAGCGUUUCGGCAUCACGGUGGAGGAGCCGGGCCCGGCGCGGCGCGUGCACCGGUUCGUGGGCGACUCCAGCAGCGACUCGGACGAGGAGGAGGAGGAGGUGGCCGAGGAGGCGGAGGACGCGGCCGGCCCGCCGCCGGGAGAGGAACAGCGCGGGGAGGAUCGGCCGCCCGAACAGCGACUGCGGCCCAGGGCGGCCCGCUCGGCGGCGCGAUCAGAGACCAAGGUCAUCAAAAAGUACUACCUGAGAGAGAACAGACGGGAGCCGGAGUUUUACCAGGACGAGUCUCUGCAGCUGCCACGCCCCCGCGAGCUGCGAGAGGAGCGCUUCGGGCACCCGAGCUGGCGCCGCCGCCGCCACCACCGCAAGAACUCGGCCUUCAACGAGAGCACAACGGACAGCAGCAGCGGCCGCGACAGCGGAGAGGACAGCUUCCAGCGGCGCAAGGCGCGCAGCAUGCAGGGAUUCCGCAACAAGUGUCUGCCAAUGAACUUUUCUCAGAGCGAGGCGAGCCAGAGGGCGGGCGGCUCCGAACGACAGCGCGUCGGGAACAGUCUGGCCGACGUCGACCCCAUGAGCAUCGACAGGACUGUGAACUUCGACACGAUCGGCGGUCUGAAGGAGCACAUCCGCGACCUGAAGGAGAUGAUCCUGCUGCCGCUGCUGUACCCGGAGGUGUUCAGCAGCAAGAACAUCACGCCGCCCAAGGGCGUCCUCUUCUGCGGACCGCCAGGCACCGGCAAGACGCUGAUGGCCCGGGCGCUGGCCAACGAGUGCAGUGUCGGAGACCGUAAGGUGGCCUUCUUCAUGCGCAAGGGCGCCGACGUGCUGAGCAAGUGGGUCGGCGAGAGCGAGCGUCAGCUGCGCCUCCUCUUCGAUCAGGCGUACCAGAUGCGGCCUUCCAUCAUCUUCUUCGACGAGGUGGACGGCCUGGCGCCGGUGCGCUCGUCCAAGCAGGACUACAUCCACGCGUCCAUCGUGUCCACACUACUGGCGCUGAUGGACGGCGUGGACUCGCGCGGCGAGGUGAUUGUGAUCGGCGCCACCAACCGGCCCGACAGCGUGGACCCGGCGCUGCGCCGACCCGGCCGCUUCGACCGCGAGUUCCACUUCCCGCUGCCGCCGCUCGAGUCGCGAGAGCAGAUCCUGCGCAUCCAGCUGGGCUCCUGGCGGCCGCCGGUGCCCGAGCCGACCGUGUGCUGGCUGGCGCGCCAGACGGCCGGCUACUGUGGCGCCGACCUCAAACACCUGGUCACAGAGGCGGUGCUGCACGCGCUGCGCGAGCGCUACCCGCAGAUCUACGGCAGCAAACAGCGCCUGCUUAUCGACGUCGACCAGAUUCAGGUGCAGCCGUCUCACUUCCGUGCGGCGAUGGCGCGGAUGACGCCGGCCGGUCAGAGGGACCGGACCGAGGAGCGCCGCCUGCUGCCUGCCGCCGUCCGUCCCCUGCUGGCCGCUCCGCUGGCCGCGGCACGCGCCGCACUCCGCACCGCCUUCCCCUGGGGCUACAAACAGACUGCCGCCGAGCUCAGCCGUGCCGAGGCCUACAUGCCGCGUCUGCUGCUGGCCGGCCGGCCGGGACAGUGCCACACUGAGUACCUGGCGCCGGCGCUGCUGCACGGCCUGGAGAACGUCCGAGUCUUCACCUUCAACGCCUUCUCACUGCACGCCAGCGGCGGCGACCCGCUCACCACGCUCUCACAGCUGCUGUCGGAGGCGGCGCGUGGCACGCCGUCCGUGGUGUACCUGCCGCGACUGGACAGUCUGUGGACGUACCUGGCCGGCCGGCUGGGUCUGCGCGAGCCGCUGCUGGACCUGCUCAGAGACCUGCCGCGGCGCGCGCCACUCCUGCUGCUGGCCACCAGUGACACGGAGCCCGAGACGGGCCGGGUGCCCGGCGAGGUGGCCGCUCUGUUCAGCGCCGCUCGUCAACAGCUGCUGACAGUGUACGACCCGAGCGUCGAGCACCGCCGCCAGCUCUUCACCCGGCUCUUCAUGAAGAGGGCCAUCAUGCUGAAGAAGAGGAAAAACAAACACGUUGUGCCAGAGGAGCUGCCGGUGGCGCCGCCGCCACCGCCGCGUCAGCUCAGCGAGUCGGAGCUGCAGCAGCUGCACCGCCGGGAGGAGCGCAGGCUGGCCGAGCUGCGCAUCUUCCUGCGCGAGAUGUGCGGCAGGCUCAUCCGCAACAGACAGUUCGAACUGUUCCGCCAGCCUGUCGAGGAGGAUGAUGCGCCUGACUACUACAGCAUCAUCGAGCGGCCCAUGGACCUGGACACCAUCAUGACGCGCAUCGAUCAGCAUAAGUACGAGGCGGCCGAAGACUUCCUAGGUGACGUAGACCUGAUCUGCACCAACGCAUUGGAGUAUAACCCGGAUACGACCGAAGUUGGACGGGAGAUACGGCACCGCGCGUGCAUGCUGAGGGAUCAGGCGCACAAGCUGAUUGCAGAGCAGCUCGACUCCGACUUUGAGGAGCAGUGUAAGAUGAUCCGGGAGAGUCGCCGUCAGCGUGCCGAAUCGCCCACCAAGUUCGCGCCCAGCUACUUGGUUACGCCGCGGCUCUACCAGCAGCAGCAGCAGCAGCAACAGCAAGUCGUCCAGAGCGGCGGACCGGCGGCCGCCGCCGAGUCGGCCACACCCUCUGCCCGGCGUCCGCACCGCCGCCACAGUCGCUGGAGCCAGGGCCAGGUGCGCAGCCGAAAACGGAAGCGGCCCGAGCGCGACUCGGGGGCGGGAGGCGCGGAGCCGGAGCGGCCCGAGUCGGGCCGCGAGCGCCGGCUGAGCGGCGAGCUGGCGCUGGCCUGCGCGGGCCAGUCGCCGCCGGCGGAGGGCGGCCCGUCCCCCGGACAGGAGGCGGUAGCAGCCAAAGCGGCGCCGCCGGACGAGGACAGUGGACACGGCUCCACGGCCGCCGCCAGUGACGAACAGCUCGGCAAGGUGGCCGCCGGGGUGCAGGUGGACCGCGCCCGGCUGCUGGCGCUGUGUGAACGCUCCGUCUCGCUGACGGCCGGCUGGACAGUGGCUGAGCUCGAGGAGCUACACGACCGGCUGGCCGCCACCGUUAGGCGCUUCGCCUUUAGAAGACAACGCAACGAUAUGCUCAAGGAAAUGGAAGACAUUUUGGGGUACUACUAACUCAACAGACACUGCCAGAGAAUCAAAACACAACGCACUGCCAGAACACAGCUCAGACCAAAUAACGUUCCCGUGCUCUCUGAUUCCGUGCCGCAGACUCGCCCGGUCGCGCUCAGGUGUUUAGUGUGCUUAGUUGAUACAGCUGGGGAGCCAGAGUCGUUGGCGAUCACCCGUACAGGGUGGGCGCCACCCUCAGUGUGACAGCUGUAACCGACCCGGAUCUCGUCAGCAGGUUACAUUUUAACGGGGCGAUUACCGCCGGCUUCUUAAUCUGUCCGUGAGGCCGCAAAUAAUUGUGUUCAGACACACGCAUGGAUGGCGUAACGUAGAGAGAGGGGAGGGGACUGGGUGGGAGAUUGAUUUGGAGGGGGGGGGGGGGUAACUCAAUCGGCGCGUUCGCUCCGCUCGAGGUCGUCCGAUAACAUUUACUGCCAGACUGCUCUCCAUCGGGGUACUUUGGUUGGGAGCGGAGCUCACGCCUUUGUUUUCGAAGAGCCUUUUGUCCUUACAUUUGGUACUACAAUAAACGUAUUUACA